Molecule: messenger RNA, 1736 nt
Organism: Engraulis encrasicolus (European anchovy)
Lineage: Eukaryota; Metazoa; Chordata; Actinopteri; Clupeiformes; Engraulidae
Gene: fgf10a
Product: fibroblast growth factor 10a
Exons: 3
Coding region: 205-984 (259 amino acids)
Biological process (GO): secretion by lung epithelial cell involved in lung growth; positive regulation of protein phosphorylation; positive regulation of gene expression
Cellular component (GO): cytoplasm
Molecular function (GO): growth factor activity; chemoattractant activity; type 2 fibroblast growth factor receptor binding
Source: RefSeq, a predicted model, not a curated record
UCAAGGGCCUGCAGCCACAGUCACAGCCGUCACAGCAGUUGCAGCAACUUCCAUCCUCCGGAGCCCACACGGCUGCCGCUGCUGCUGCCAUCGCUGCCUCCUCCGCUGCCACCCGUGCCUCCCUCCUCCUCCUCCCAGCCCACCGCUCUCCAGCAUGGUCCUUUCUGUGAGGCUCCUCCCGGUCCUCCUCCACGCUCCAGUACAAUGUGCAGAUGGAAAGUGACUAAAGGUGCCACCAUCGCCUCCUCUCCUGGUCCAUUCUCCUGUCUCUUCUCCUUCUCGUCUUCCUCAUCAUUAUCACCAUCUUCAUCAUCUUCUUCUUCUUCUUCUUCUUCUUCAUCAUCGUCGUCCGUCCUGCUGCUGCUGCUCAUCCUCGCCCUGUGCGCGCUGUUGCCCGUCACCUCGGGUCACAAUGGCCACAGGUCAACGCGGUCGCCCCUCCACAGCCCGCCGGGCCACCGCCACAACAGCUCUUCGUCGUUGUCGUCGUCCUCGUUCUCAUCGUCGUCCUCAUCGUCUUCCUCGGCGACAGCGGUGGUGGGCCGCCAUGUGCGCAGCUACGACCAUCUCCAGGGGGACGUGCGCAAGAGGAAGCUCUUCUCCUACCAGAAGUACUUUCUCAGGAUUGAUAAAAACGGGAAAGUCAACGGCACCAAGAACGACAAGGAUCCGUUCACUAUAUUCGAGAUCAAGUCAGUGGACGUUGGCGUGGUGGCGAUCCGAGGGCUCAACAGCCACCACUACCUGGCGAUCAACAAGAAGGGCCUCCUGUAUGGAUCGAAGGACUUUGUUCCGGAUUGCAAGUUGACAGAGCGCAUUGAGGAGAACAAGUACAAUACAUACGCCUCAGCCGAGUGGAGGAACAAGAAGAAGCCGAUGUUCGUGGGCCUGAGCGCCAGCGGCAAGGCCAUGAGGGGCAAGAAGACCCGCAGGAAGAACACCGCCACGCACUUCCUGCCCAUCCUGCCGGACUCCCAGCCUUGAGGGGGCGCCCUGAAACUGACAAAAAAAGAUAACCCAACUGCACUGCACUGAGACAAGACUUGGAAUCAUCAACAGUGACAAGAAAAAAUGAUAAUUAUAUCACCAGACUUUGUUCUGAUUUUUGUUUUGUUUUUGCUUUGUGGCGAACAAAAAGUAUAUACAGUAACAGGAUGGAACUGUGAGAAAGGAACUGUGGGAACUCUUGAUUGAUGUCACAUAUUUGUUUUUAAAUUAUUGGCACAGGACAAAAAAAAAGUUAAACGACGACAAGUUUUUUUUCUUUUUUUUCUGUGCCAAACGUGUACGGAUAAACUAUUGGACCAAGAUGGAGGACAAAAAAAAACAGAACUUGAGAAAAGAGAAGGAAAAAAAACGCAGAGGAGCGGCGCGACAGACAACCCUGGCGACUGUGGCCUUUGCUGCGUCUGAGAGACAAUGGACAGAGUGUGCAUCACCUGCGUGCAUUUGUGCAUGUUUGGUCUGCAGAUGCUUUCUAUUUAUAUCUACUAACUCAUACGAAGCCUUUCCAACUGACACUACAGCUCUGUGACACAGUGGACAGCUAGUUCUACAAACACUGACUGGAAAACGCUUGCUUCAGGCACAAGGAAGAAGACUGAAUUCAGAGCAGGAUGGGAUGGGUGGGGACGGUUUAGUACAACUAGCGCCAUAGCAUAAACAAGAACUCUAACAAACGUUUAUCAUAACAAGCAAAGCCACUGUAUUAAGAAAAAAAUAUCUCAACUUCUUUA